UAGAGGGCGUGCAUGAGUAACACAUUGAAGGGGGCCGUUCCCAUGUUAAUCAGCAUUUAAAGUCCGUGGAGCAGAGUGUGCCAUUUAUCCCAGAAAGCUGCGGAAAACGCACCGAUCACCGCUGCUGUUGGUACUCGAGAAAGAUGUUCUGCAGACGGGCUUGGCAGAGAGUGGGGCCGCUGGCACGGUGCGCUCUCAGACCUACGACCAGUACCACUCCAGUUCGACACAUGGCCUUUGGGAUUCCCGGUGGAUCCACUAACCUGGCGUACAUCGUCCUGUGUGGAGGAGGCCUCACUGCUGCUGCCGUCUAUGCAUACAAGGCAGUGAAUGGCGAGGAGAAUACAGCACCAGCAAAAGCUCCAGAGGCGGCCCCAGAAGUAGCGCCCCCAGCUGCUGAACCUGAACCUGCCCCAGUGGUCGAGGCAGCACCUGAGCCCGCCCCCGCUGAACCCGCCGCAUCGGAGCCUGCACCCACAGAAGCUGCUGCCCCUGAGGCUGCACCCGCCGAAUCCACACCAACAGAACCUGCCCCAACAGAACCUGCUCCAGAGCCUGUGGCAGAGGCACCACCAGUAGAAGCAGUGGCCGAACCAGUGGCAGAGACAGCGGCUGAACCUGUUGUCGAGGCAACUGCUGAAACUGUGCCUGUGCCUGAGGUUGUUGCUGAGGUGGCAGCUGAGGUCGUUGCCCCGGCAGCAGAGGACCCAGCUCCAGUUGCUGCAGAGGUGGUGGUGACAGAGGCAGCAGCAGUAGUUGAGGAGGCUGCUCCAGUUGAAGUCGCUGUGGAGACUCCGGCCGUUGAGAGCGCUGCCACAGUAGAAGAAGCCCCCGCUCCUAAUGCUGCCCCAGCUGCAGAUGUGGCUGCAUAGAACUGAGAUGGUUUGAAUGUUAGUUAGUUAUUCUGAAGUUUUGAGAGCAGGACCACACCUCAAACCCACCUCUAACUGCUGUCAUAUGCUUAUAAAUAGCUUCUGGUCUUGUCAAUUCAUUUUUGUGCUUCCUGUGUUUUACCCCUGUGUCCUUAAUGUACCAUAGAGGUGGAGAGGUGUGGUCCAUACCUAAAAAGCCAAGAAAAUGCACUUUGAACCACUGAAUUUUCCCAAACAUGUAAAGGCAAGUAAAGGUUCUCUGAUAAUAUCUUAAUAGGGAAACAAUAAACAAAGUAAAUAGUAUGGCUACCAACUAUAAAAUCACAAAGUGGUUCCUGAGUCCAUAUGUCUUGUGCUUUCCAUUUUACCCCCUUCCUUUAAAAUCAUUGCAUUGGCAUUAUUGAGUGAUUUCAUGAGCCAGGUUUUUUCUGGUUUGUUGUACAGUUAAAGUAUUGUGGAACUGCAAGGGAAAGAGAGAAAUGCGGAGGACUCUGUAAUGUUUAAAAUGUGUUUAAGUGCCCUUGAACUAAAUCCAUCAGACAGUUCAGAAUAAUUCAGCAUAGGAAUGACCAGUGUGGAAACUUGUUUUAUUGAUUUUAUUUUAGUCUGUUUUGUUUUGACAAUACUGUCUGUUGUUGAAACAGUUAUUAACAUCACACAAAAUCUGUUGUUUUCAGUCUUCCAGCUUGAGACACUAUUCAAAUUUAUUUUCACUGUACACUGCUGUUUGACAGAUGUUCCUUUUCAGUUACACCUUAUCACAAUUGAAUCACAUGGAUGUCUGGGCAUCUCAGUCUGUCAUGAUGAAGAAUAAUAUUAAUGCUUUAAAUAACAAUAAAAUUACUGGAUGAUAAA
Messenger RNA from Boleophthalmus pectinirostris (great blue-spotted mudskipper), 1727 nucleotides. Its product is annotated as nematocyst expressed protein 3-like. NCBI's taxonomy places the organism in Eukaryota, Metazoa, Chordata, Actinopteri, Gobiiformes, Gobiidae. The record is from RefSeq and is a predicted model, not a curated record. The coding region runs from base 144 to 872 and encodes 242 amino acids. The transcript has 4 exons.